Acanthochromis polyacanthus (spiny chromis) is the source of this 3413-nucleotide messenger RNA. It is a transcript of the gene ro60, whose product is annotated as Ro60, Y RNA binding protein. Gene Ontology annotation, cellular component: ribonucleoprotein complex. Gene Ontology annotation, molecular function: RNA binding. NCBI's taxonomy places the organism in Eukaryota, Metazoa, Chordata, Actinopteri, Pomacentridae. The transcript is spliced from 9 exons. The coding region runs from base 141 to 1754 and encodes 537 amino acids. The record is from RefSeq and is a predicted model, not a curated record.
GAUACUCUGUAUCCCGGCAUCCAUCGCGGCACCGCCCCUGGUUAUCUCACUGACGGUCAGAGGGGAGGCCUGUCUGCAUCUAGCUACAUCAAAAAACUUGAGCACUGUGCUAGUACAUUGUGGCCUUCUCAAGUGUUACAAUGGAGCCAUCAGGAAGCACUACGAGCAACCACACCCUGAACUCCACAGGUGGCGGUUGUCCAUGGGAGGUCAGCGACAAGGCCAGGCUGUGUCGCUUCCUCUGCUACGGCUCGGAGGGAGACGUAUACACUGCCAGAGAGGAGGGUCGCGUCAGCAUGGAGAACGUCGGAGCGCUGCUGUCCAUGCUUCAGGAGGGCCGAGGUGCUGAGGUGGUGGAGGAUAUAAGAAGGUUCUCUCAGGAUGGCCGAGCUGUCAGACCGGGCCCUUGCUUUUUCGCCUUGGCUUUGUGCUCCCAGCACUCAGAGCUGAAGACCAGGCAGGCAGCGCUCAAAGCCCUGAAGGAAGUCUGUCGGGACCCUACCCAUCUGUUUUCUUUCAUCCAGUACAAGAAGGAACUAAAAGACGGCAUGAAAUGUGGGAUUUGGGGGCGUGCCCUGAGGAAAGCAGUGUCUGACUGGUACAACGAGCAAGAUGCCAUGAGUCUAGCUGCCGCUGUGACCAAAUGUAAACAGAGAGAGGGCUGGUCACACCAGGAUCUGCUCAGACUCUCCCACACCAAACCAGCUAAAGAUGCAAUCGCCUUGAUCAGCAAAUACAUAACUAAAGGAUGGAAAGAGGUCCAGGUGGCUUACGCAGACAAAGAGAACUCAGAUGAGGUUGUCAAAGUGCUUUCGUAUCUCGAAGUGGUGGAGAAGGUCAAGCACAGUUGUGACGAGACGGAAGUCAUCAGUUUAAUAGAGGAACACAAGCUGGAGAGGGAACAGCUGCUGACAGAUCAUCUGAAGUCCAAACAGGUGUGGAGAGCUUUGUUGAAGGAAAUGCCUCUCCAUUCAGUGCUAAAGAUCUUGGGAAAGAUGACAUCAAACAAAGUCCUUGAACCAGGAAGCUCAGAAACACAACUUGUCUGCGAGAGAAUCCAGAGCGAGACAGUACUAAAGAAGGCGAAGCUCCACCCUUUCAGCAUACUCUUGGCAUCAGAACACUACAAAAGGGGCCAAGGCUAUCAGGGCAAACCAAAAUGGGAACCAGACAGCAGCAUCCUCAAAGCAAUGGACUCUGCCUUUUACAAGAGUUUUAUGAAUGUGGAGCCUGUAGGUAAACGCUUCGUGGUGGCAGUAGAUGUGAGCACGUCGCUGAGCAGCGUUGUCCCAGGAACGUCAAUCAGCACUGCUGUCGCCGCUGCAGCCAUUACCAUGAUUUUUGCAAGGACAGAAGCAGACACACAUGUGCUGGCCUACUCUGAAGGCGCUGUGGUUCCGUGCUCUGUUUCUGCUGACAUGACACUGGCAGAAGCGACAGUUGAACUGGUUAAGAUCCCAAGUGGGAGCACAGACUGCAGCCUUCCCAUCACGUGGGCCACAGAGAGCGGGAAGUCUGUAGACGUAUUCAUCGUUCUGACCAACAACCCGCUGUGGACGUUUACCGCCAGCCCACUGGAGUCUCUAAAAAAGCACAGACAAGCAUCAGGGGCCAAUUCCAAGCUGGUGAUGUGUGGGCUGACAUCCAUCGGACACGCCAUCGCAGACACAGAAGACAGGGGUUUGCUGAGCGUCUGCGGCUUCGACCUUGGAGCUCUGAGCGUCAUUCGUAACUUGGCCCAAGAUCUGAUCUGAUUAAGUGUCGGGACUGUCUCUGAAUCAUGUCGUGGGAGCAGAAUAAGAAGGCACAAAGUGGACCAAUGUGGCUCACGUAUCAUUUAGAGUGCCCGAAAACAGCACUAAUCCAAAAUCAUGCUGACAUUUCCAAUUUCUCUUUUUGUGUUUUGUCGCUUACAAGUCAAUUGACAAAGUGUCCAGCAGGCUGGACGACACUCUGGAAAUGUUAUGUGCAUGUGUUUUUUGCACAAUUUUAAAAGGAAGUGAUAGGACGUGUUGUUGCAUAUGGGCUGUUUAGUGCUUUGAUGGUUCCUGGUGAGACACUAACCCAUUUAACAAUAAAUUCCUCUCACAUAUAGAAAGAGUUUGGGAGACAAAUAAGAGGAACAGAAUGUUAGAGAGGUAGUGAAACUGUAGAUUUAUUUCAAGAGGAUUUCCUGUAGUUUACAAUAUGUAUCUAUUGUAUGAUUUAGCAGGUUUGUGUUACAUGUAGAGCUAUUUUAAACCUGAAAGCCUGUCCCCACUAUUUUAUGUAGCAUUAAUAUAAAUUAUUAACGUAUAUAAAAGUGAGGAUUAAAACAAAUCACCAAAAGUCAACAGAAUACAUUGCAGUUUUUUCUUGGUAUUCUGUUAAAUUCUUUGAUUUAUUUGGUUGGAAAAGGUUGUUUUUAAUAGUAGCAGAUAGGAUUCCUUUUUUUACACAACCCUUGUCUUUAGUUUAGCUACAGUUUUUAGUUGUUUUAAUAUUUGUUUUCACCUAAGUCAGUUUGAUUGUAAACCCUGUUCUGCUCUUGUUGAAUUUAUUGUUCACAGAAAUACCCUCGGUGCUCUUAAAUGUGAUGUUACAUUUCAGGAGAUCAAUUUAGUUUAUGGGUUUUUGGGGAUUUUCCAUUGUGGAAAAUAAAUGCCAAUGUUUAGAAACUAAAAUCAGUUUACAGUGAGCUAGUGAAAUGGACUUCUUCACAUAUUUCAGUCUGAACUCUAUGCAUCACAAUUGGACUUUUACUUUAUUGUUACUGUAUGUGCAGAGAAGGAUAAAUCACCUCUACAGUAAUGUUUCUGUAUCUUUAAUGUAUGAAUGUUUGUUAUGCAAAAACUAACAGAUACUUGCUACCUUCCCUGAAUACAAUAAACUGAAUGUACUUUUUUAAGACAUGUAACAGUAGAGAUUUAAAGUACAGUGAUUUAUAUUUGUCCAAAUACAAAAUAAACCUACUGCUUACAGUGUUUUAUUGUUAGGGGCCAAUUUGUUUUGGGAAAAGUACAAGCAAAUGACUACAGUGGUGCUUCUUGUUUUAGACUGUAAUGAUUGACAGCAUUCACAAAAUUUGUUACCUAUCUUUCAUUCUGGUGUACUUCAGUCUUUGUAAACUCCUGACCAUGUAACUGUGAAGGAUGUUCGUCCACACAUACGUUCAUUUUCUACGUUAAAGCAAUGUCCACUGUCUUUUUGGUUGCAAAAUGUUCUAAUGCUAAAAUCUUUGUAUGAAGUGACCCUUCGAUACAAUGUUUGUAGUUUGGCCAGAGAGAUAGUUAUGAGGUUUGGUAAUUCGCAAGUGUUUCACCUCUAUGAUUAAGUUGUUUUCCAUCAUAUUGUAUUCAUUUUGCUUAACAUGUAAGUACUUGACUGUAGUGGCAAUGUAAAUCCUUCCCUAAUAAAUAUGUUGCUGCUGUUCA